Messenger RNA from Chironomus riparius, 2866 nucleotides. NCBI's taxonomy places the organism in Eukaryota, Metazoa, Arthropoda, Insecta, Diptera, Chironomidae. The record is from the annotation of a GenBank genome assembly.
UGAGUACCAGACGAGGACGAGGAGAUUACAAAUUAAAUUUAUUUAUUGGAAUAAUUAUACUGACGCAUUUCGUAUUAAAUAUACUGUUGAACGAAAUCGUGAAAUUAUUACACCUUUACCAACGACAGGAACCAUUGAAUCAGGUGAAGUUCAUAAUGAGCAGAGCUACGAAAUUCAAUCGCCAUUCUUCCCGUCUAAUUAUCCUAGCGACUACGCAACAGAGCAUAUUAUGAAGUGUGAUUUUGAAUCAUGUCGAAUUCGAAUUGAAUUUUCCGACUUUUUAAUAUCAAGAUCAUCGUCCAUGGAGUUUAUAGACACAAGUGGUGAAAGGUUUUAUGUAACAGGUAAAAACUUUCGUCCACCGCUUUUAGUGUCUUCGGGUGCUUCUGUUACAAUUCGAUUUAAUGCAAAUGGUGGUUCUGAUAUGGGAUAUAAAGCCAAAGUUUGGUUCAUUUCGGCACUGGAAUUAACUGACAUGACUGUUGCUCAAACAAAUUGUGGCGGAUUAGUUGAUACAAUUGGAGGGGUAAUAACAAUGAUGAACAUGUCUGGAAAGGAAUUUAAUGAAUCAUCAUCAGCUCUUUAUGACUGCAUUUGGAUUAUUAAGCCACCAGAAGCUUACUUACAGAUCAAGUCACACAUUUCAAUUCAAGUUGAAAAUUUUGAGGAUAUGGCAUCAGAUUCAGAGAUUCAAAUACAUCAAGGCAUUACUUCUGAUAAGGUAGUAAUUGAGCUUUUAAAAUCAUCUGAAGGAGGUGCUGUUGCAUCCAGAAACUUGAUUGCUCCACUUUCAGCUGGAUUUUAUGUUCGACUUCGUGGACGAUUCAAUUCAAAGUCUCGACUGGCGAUAGUUUAUGCUAUAUUCAGCUAUUCUAAAUGCUACACAGGAAAUGAAUUCAUGUGCCAAAAUCAAAGAUGUAUAUCCUUAAUGCUUCAAUGUGACGGAUUUGAUCAUUGUGGUGACAAUUCAGACGAGCCUGAAUCAUGCUCAGAAAUAUGGGAAAACAGUGUAAUUGAUCGUAGAUGGUACUCACAUACACCAAACUAUUACUUCCCAAAACUCGAGCGAUUCCCAGAUUUCAGAUCAACGUCUAUAGCUUUUGCAUUGUCAUCAUUAUCGCUCUUACUCGUUAUAUCCUGCCUAAUUUUGAUGAUUCAUCGUAAUGGAAAUAGAGUGAGAGAACAAGAAGAACUACAAAAUCAACUUCAGACAAUUAGUCAGUUGUUAGAUGCAAACAAUAACAAUAAUCGACCAGAAGAAAUAAAUGAACCCCCACCAAAUUAUGAACAUCCACCAAAUUAUGACGAAAUAAUUAAAAUCGGAAUGGAUGAACAAAUAAAUCGGGCAAAGAGGGAGAGAAGAUCAGGAAGAACCAGUCGCCUUCAAAGACCGAGACGAUCAGAUCCAGCGGUGUCAGUCCAAAGGUCCCUCCUUGAACUAGCAGUUCAAGAAGAAAGUGAUUUACCAUCGACAAGCUCAAUGGGAUCAGUUUCAGGAUAUUAUGGCAACAAUGAUUCACGAGAAAACUUAUCACGACCUUUCCAAAUGUUAGAUGUUGAAGAAGCGAUUGAGACAUCAAGGCAGAACAGCCCAACAAUCCCAAAUGUUUCUCAGACGAACAUUUCAAUGCCCUACAGCGAGGCCCAAAAAAUUGAGAUUCCAAAAACGACAGACGAGUCAAUAAACUUUUCAUUACCCUCGUCUUCGGCAGGCAUCCAAAACUUUUUGGAACCAAAGCAUUUGUGGAGUGAGGAUAGCAUAUAUAAAAGGUCAUGGAUUCGCUUUAAUUCCGAUGAUUACUUGUCAAAAGUGCCCCAUUCCAUAAACAUUAACUCGUUUGAUUCCAUUGACAUUGCCCAAAUGCAAGAAGUCGAUGAAUAUUUUAGAUCAUAUGCUGCAAGCAAGGCAUUUUUUCAGCUUUCCCAAAGCGAAGAUUCAUUCGUCAGCAUGAAAUCAUGUUUCUGUGAUUCAACGCAGUCAUUUUUCAGUGAGAAAUACAAGACGACCCUUCUGACCCAUAAAGCUGAAUGUGAACGAUGUAAAACAUUAAUUUAUCAAGCAGAAAAUCGACGGUGCUCAAUGUGCGGUGACUGUGUUGAGAAAUUUUAUUCGCCUAAAGUGUGUACGACAUGCAAUGGACGAAUUUCAUUUCAAGAUUUAAAGAAUUGGAGUAUUAAGCAUCAAAACAUAAAUGUUGAGAAGCCUGAAGAGACUCUUGCUAUAAAACUGUGUAAUUGCUUCCCAAAAUAUCCAUCACAAAAUUUUAGUUCAAUUCAGUCGAAUGACGUCAAUGAGAUACAAGUCCUUCCGAAAAUCUCAGGAAAGUCAUGUUCCUAUAAUGAAAUUGUACACCAACCGAGGAAGAAGAAGAGUUUGCAGCUAUUUAGCUCUCAUACUUGUUUGCCUCUCAAAAGUUCCUCAUCAUCGAGUGACGACGACUCAUCGGACGCUAAUGAUGAUUAGAAAUAAUUAUACCUAUCUGUUAAUCUAUCGUUACCAUUUACACUGUUAUUUUAUGAGUAUGCCGGAUAUUUAUUCGAAAAUAAUCAACAGAUUUAAAUAAAUUAAAGGAUUAAAAUCUAUAAAACCAUACAAAUGUUUUGAUAAAAGUGGCUGUUGUAUGGUUCUAAAUAUUUUGUCACUUCAAAGAUAUACAAAUGUUUGAUAAAGUUAACAAUUGUGUGGUUUAAAGCAUCUUUUAACUUCAAAAACCAUACAAAUGUUUUAAAAAACAAUUGUAAAGUUUAAAUUUCAAAUUUAUAUAAUCCGUUAAAACUUUAAAAUUAAAUUGAAAUUAAUAGGUAUUCAAAAUUUACAGAUUUGAUGUAAAUUAAUCUGUAAUUUAUGAUCAAAAAUUGUAUUUAU